Molecule: messenger RNA, 7021 nt
Organism: Anneissia japonica
Lineage: Eukaryota; Metazoa; Echinodermata; Crinoidea; Comatulida; Comatulidae
Product: ATP-dependent translocase ABCB1-like
Biological process (GO): transmembrane transport
Cellular component (GO): membrane
Molecular function (GO): ATP binding; ABC-type transporter activity; ATP hydrolysis activity
Source: RefSeq, a predicted model, not a curated record
AAAUAAUAUAUAAUUUUUCAUCCUACAUGACACCAAUAUAAAUUCUUUUGAUAAAAAAAAUGUAUUAAUGUAUUUUUCACAAUUAAGUAAAAAUUAUAUAUUUUUUAUCUGAUGCUGAACUUUUUACAUCAUCCCGACAAUCUUUAUAUGACUAAGCAAUAGGGUCUUAAGCGAAGGGCAAAAGUGCCUUUAAUUACGUCAAACACUCAUGUGUUUUUUUUUUUUGAAUGAACACAUUGUUUUUUAUCAACCAUCCCAGCCUUUGGCAGAUUCAUUUAGUAAUGACAAAUACAGUAGAUCAUUUUUUUUUCACCCUCCUCUAAAGAAAUAAAAAAAAAAUCUUACCUUCUUAAUCAUGUUUUGUCCUUUCUUUUUAAUUACUUCAUGGAAAGCAAUAAAUAUUACUUACUUAUCUGAUCACAUGAGAAGUUUAUAAAAUUAUUGGCUUAUUUCAGAAUUAACGUUAUUGCACCAUACAGGGCAAAGACUUUACAUCCUGGUUUAAUAAUCUUUUUAAGUAGUGUAGUGUUGAGAUAAAACUUAUUUAUAAGAGAAUUCUGCAAUAGUUCACCUUAAACACAUUGAUUGUUGUUAGCGAAGCACUGUAAGGACACUUGCCUGUGAUAAUAAUUUGGAAGAAAUCGACUAGUGUAAAAUGGAUGUUAAUGAAGAUGAUGAGAAAAUGCAGUCAGAGUUGAACAAGCAGAAUGGAGCAGUUCAUCAAAAUGGGAAACACAAUGAAGAUAAGAAAUAUACCAAUGGACACACAAAAGAUGACCAUCAAUUUGAUGACGCAGAUGUAGAAAUUAAGGAUGGGGAGGAGAAGGAGAAAGAAAAAGAAGUUGAGAUGAUAUCUCUUCUUAACUUGUUUCGAUAUGCCAAAUGUCAAGAUGUUAUGUUAAUGAUCAUCGGUUCGAUAUUCUCUCUUGCUGUCGGCGCUGGCUGGCCCGCCCUCAUGCUUGUCUUUGGAGAACUCACAGACGAAUUAGUUGCUUACGAGUCUGUAAACAGCACAAUCACGCCCUCAGAAUUUGAGGAUGAGAUGGCGAAAUUUGCUCUGUAUUUUGGCAUCAUAGCAUUGGUCAUUAUGUUUUCUGGAUUCAUGCAGAUUGCAUUGUGGGGGUUAGCUUGCCAACGGCAGAUCAACAAAAUUAGAAAGGAAUACUUCAAGUCUGUCCUACGACAAAACAUUGGCUGGUUUGAUACCCAUGCAAGUGGAGAACUUAAUGCAAGGCUGUCGGAUGAUGUAGAACGUAUCAGGGAAGGAAUUGGUGAUAAGUGUGGACUUGCACUGCAGUAUUUUGGGCAGUUUAUAUCAGGUUUUGCUGUCGGUUUUUACAAGAGCUGGGAAUUGUCACUGGUGAUGAUGUCACUGACACCUUUGUUAGCUAUUUGUGGAACAAUCAUAACAAAGAUUGUUACUCAAUUUGCUAAGAAGGAACAAGAUUCAUAUGCGAAAGCGGGAAGUGUAGCAGAAGAGGUUUUGUCAGCCAUAAGAACAGUGGUAGCCUUUGGCGGAGAGAAUAAAGAGAAAAUAAGGUAUGCCAAAGAACUUGAGACAGCUAAGGAUGUUGGGAUAAGGAAGGGCCAGCUGACUGGCAUAUCUAUGGGCGUAACAAUGUUUAUCAUGUUUUGCUCAUAUGCCCUGGCUUUCUGGUACGGGCCGAGAAUGAUUGUAGACGGCAAAAUCAGUGGUGGUGAUGUAAUAGUUGUGUUCUUCAGCGUUCUAGUUGGUUCGUUCGGCCUCGGUACUAUGGCACCGCAUCUUUCCAACAUUGCCACGGCGAGGGGGGCUGCAUUUACGAUUUACAACAUCAUCGAUACUGUCCCACCCAUUGAUUCUUAUUCAACUGAUGGAAAAAAACCGAAAGAGGUGAAAGGCAACAUCGAGUUUCGUGAUGUGCAAUUCUCUUACCCAACACGUCCAGAUGUAGAGGUACUCAAAAGACUGAAUUUGAAUAUAAAAAGCGGGCAGAUGGUGGCGCUAGUCGGUGCAAGUGGUUGUGGAAAAUCUACCACAGUUGCACUGCUACAACGAUUUUAUAGCAUCUCUGGGGGCCAGAUCAUCAUUGAUGGAAAUGAUUUGACAGACCUGAAUAUUAAUUGGAUGCGAAAGGAUUGCAUUGGUGUUGUCAGUCAAGAACCUAUUCUCUUUGCCACAACUAUCUAUGAGAACAUUGCCUAUGGUCGAGAUGGAGUGACUAAUGAUGAAAUUGUAGCAGCGGCUAAAUCAGCAAAUGCUCAUGAUUUUAUCUCUAAACUCCCUGAGGGCUACAACACCAUGGUUGGUGAACGUGGCACGCAGCUAUCUGGUGGACAGAAGCAAAGAGUUGCCAUUGCAAGAGCUCUUGUUCGCAAUCCAAAGAUUCUGCUACUGGAUGAAGCAACAUCAGCACUGGAUUCAGAGAGUGAGAGAGUUGUCCAGGAAGCUCUGGAUGCGGCUCAAGUUGGACGUACAACACUUGUGAUUGCUCAUCGCUUAUCAACCAUAAAAAACGCAGAUGUAAUUUAUGCGAUCGACGAGGGCUCUGUUGCCGAGAGCGGAAGCCAUGACGAGUUGAUGGCCAAGAACGGCGUGUAUGCGCAGCUGGUUACUCUACAGGAGCUGCGCAAGCAAGAAGAGCAAGAAGCAAUGAAUGAUGGAGAGAAUUCCAGUGCUGCUGUGCCAAACUCGCCAAUAAAACGACAAAUCUCUACUCGCCUCAGCCGUCAGAUGUCAACUCGCUCAACUCACUCAGAGAAAUCUAUGGGAAAGGCUGGCAAGGAGGAGCAGAAAAUUGAGGAGUUGGAAUUAGAGGAUCAACCAGCACCAGAGGUUAAGUACAUGGAUAUUUUGCGGUUGAACUCCCCAGAAUGGCUGAUUAUUGCCAAUGGUUGUUUUUGGUCAUCGGUGCAAGGUGUUGUCUGGCCAGUCUGGGCUUUCUUCUUUGCAGAAUUUAUUAAAGUAUUUGGACUUCCACAGGAUGAGUUGGAGAAAGAAGCUAACUUGUGGGCCUCGAUGUUCUUGGUUCUGGGAGUGGCCAUCGGUGUCGCAAGUCUAAUGAGUGCCUGGAUGUACUCAAUCUCUGGAGAACGUCUUACCAUGAGGUUACGUAACAAGGCAUUUGCUAGUGUACUGAGGCAGGAUAUUGGCUGGUUUGAUGACCCAAAGCAUAGCACUGGUGCUUUAAUACAUCGUUUGGCAACUGAUGCAUCAAAUGUGAAAAAUGCCACCGGUAUUAGGGUGGGCACCACGGUACAGGCGCUGGUCACACUUCUUGUAGCAUUGAUAAUGGCGUUCAUUUACGGCUGGAAGUUGUCGUUGGUUGUUUUGUCCAGUGUCCCUCUGCUGAUGCUUGGUGGAAUGCUGGAAAUGCAGUCCUUCGCUGGUCACCAAAAACAAAAUGACUCCCUACUAGAAGAAGCCAGCAAGACUGCAACAGAGUCCAUUGAAAACAUGCGCACUGUGGCAUCAUUAACCCUUGAGAAGCACAUGCAUGAAACUUACAGCAAAUAUAUGAUGAAACCGCACAAGAAAGCCAUGAAGGCAGCAUUUGUUUCUGGUAUAGCAUAUGGAUUCUCCCAGGGAAUGGUCAUGGUUAUGUACGCUGCUGCAUUUCGUUACGGAGGUUACUUGAUUGCUCAAGGUGAAAUGACCGGAACAGAUGUGUUCAAGGUCUUCCACGUGAUUGCAUUUGCUGGAAUCUCCAUCGGUCAAGCUUUUGCCUUCGUGCCUGAUUUCUCAAAGGCUCAGGUCUCUACUGCGCGCAUGAUUCAACUGUUCAAUCUUGUUCCAAAGAUCGACAGUUGCUCAACAACAGGCAAAAAACCGGACAUUGUUGGUGAGAUCAAAUAUAGUGACUUAGUGUUCAGCUACCCAACACGACCAAACAUUACAGUCCUUCGUAAGCUAGAUCUGACCGUUGCAUCUGGGAAGACCUUGGCUUUGGUUGGAGCCAGUGGGUGUGGAAAGAGCACACUAAUUUCGAUGUUGGAACGUUUUUAUGAUCCAGCGGAAGGUAGUGUGGGAUAUGAAACGUCUGUAGGUGAGAAGGGAACCCAGUUGUCAGGAGGGCAGAAGCAAAGAGUAGCCAUUGCUAGAGCUCUGCUUAGGAACCCAAAAAUCCUGCUCCUAGACGAGGCCACUUCUGCUUUAGACACAGAGAGUGAGAAGGUUGUACAAGAGGCAAUUGACCGUGCUAAAGAGGGGCGUACAUGCAUCGUUAUCGCCCACAGACUGUCCACAAUCCAGAACUCGGAUGCUAUCGCUGUCAUAGAUGACGGCAAGGUCAUUGAAAUGGGAACCCAUGACGAGUUGAUGGCUAAACGGGAAAGUUACUUCACGUUGGCCGGUGGACUCCAGAAGUAGUCAAGUCAAAAGUUUACAUUAACAUUGAGUGAACAUACUAAGACAAAGUAUUAAAAAAUCAUCCCUGUAAUUUUUUUAUUUUAUUUUUUAUUUUUUUGGUACUGUUUUGGUUUUUUUAUGUUUUGUGUAAGGGAUUUAAUUAAAAUAUUUUGCAAAGGGUAUCUAUAUUCUUUCUUAUAUUAAGGAUUAAAUGAACGCUUUCUAUAGCCAGUUGUGGUUAUAUCAUUAGAGUAAAAAUGUUGAGUGGUUUAGAGAUAAAUUUAUAUAUAUAUAUAUAUAUAUAUUUUAUAUUAUCAAAACAUUAUUGCGAUUACUAUAGGCUCAAUACCAAAGUGAGGUUGUACCUAAUAUGGGCAUUCCGCAAUUGGCGGUACAGGUGGGAACAUGGGAAAGGCCAUACUCCCCAUUGGCCACAAGUCUUCGGACCAAAAAAAACGGGGGAAAAAAUUAUAUAAUGGGAAUACGAUACAUCUGGUUACUUUUUGCAUUAAAAUAAUGAAAAGUCAUAUACUUAAAAAACAACGAAAACUGAAAUAAUAAUGAUGAAGUAGGAAUUUAUACCAUGCCUUUUGCCAAGGAAUGCAAAAUGCACACAACAUUAUUACCACUGGUCAUUGAAUACAAAAAUUGGCAAACGUGCACAAAGUGCAACCUUCUAGCCUCAGUAAUGAUGAUAAUACAGUAGUAAAUAUUCUUGGUGUCACUUGAGGGUAAGUUUAGAUGAGCUGCUAAGGGUAACUUAUGCGAGUUAAUUAAUAACAGCUUAUUUUUACCAUACCUCUUUGGCUGGGUGCACACCGAAUCUAUGUAAGUGCUUCAUGAUGCGACAUUGUCGCUUGAUUGUGUCAGUGGCAGUCUAAGCAGAUUGUCGUUGAAAACAAUAUUUCGUGUGCGCCUUGUCAUGAUGUGGCCUAUAAAGAAUCACUCUUUCGUUUGACCUUAGUUGUGGAGAGAUUUAUAUACUAAGGGUAUAUGGUAUAUUAUUCGGAGAUUUUUAAAAGUAUAUGAUAAAUAUUCAGUAUAUUCUUAUUUUUAUAAAACAUGUUUAUGCAUACUUUUGCUAUAAAAAAAAAAGCAGUUGAUGGAAGUUUCUUUCAAAAUCUUCCUUGUAGUUACAGUAUAGUUUUUUUUUAGAAAUGUUACUUAAUUGUUAAAUAUUUAAUAUUCUAUAUGAAAUAGUCUUUAUAGAAGCUUAACAGCCAAUUAUUGUAAUGGAUUUUCCAUCAUAAUUAACCUGGACCAUUUAAACUAAGUGUUGAUGUAAUGGUCUGUAGAUUUCAAGAUUUUUUUUCAAAAUACAUGAUACAGAGCCUAAAUCUUGAGCGAAUUGUAGAGGUGUUUCUGAACUUUUCCUACCCUGUAAGCAGAUGUGUAAAAUUGUGUAGUUUUUGUAAAUAGUCUGUGUGUAUUAUUUCUAUUGGACUCCAAAUUUGCUGCUGGGUAUUUGUAGUAUAAAAAAUAGUAGAAUAUUGCAUUAUUAAACUAUGUACUUGACCUAUUGACCCAUUAUUCACCAGUUUUGUUGGGCUCUAUAAAAGCUCUCAAAGUUUCCCCAUCCUAUGUUUCUAUGCUAUUGACCAAGAGCUGUCGACUACCUUAGCAGCAUAAUGACCUCAUGAUUAUUGUUGAACUGUUGACCUUUAGACCUAAAUAUGGACCUCAUGCUGUUGUAUCACCUUGUUGAUGUUGGCUUUCGAUAAUUCACUUGCUUUUUAUUUAGUAAGAAAAUGAUGCAAUAUAUUUAAGUGUUUUACAGUUUCUUUCAUGUUAUUCUUAGUUUGGUUAGAUUGAGUGGUAUAUCUAAGAAUCUUCAAAUGGGGGGAUGAUGGGAGGGCAAAGUCACAUGGGGGCUCGAUUAGGUGAGGGGCGUUAACUCCCAAAAUAAGGUAAUUUUUAACUACUUCAGCGUGAUUUUUGUGGGGGACUGAGUGCACCUUCCCAGAUACUCUAUUGGUUGAAUUGAACUGUUAUUAAUGAUGUACUUUCACUCAUUUUGCCUACUUUUUGUACAAAUAUUGCUUUAUCUUGCUUCUACUUUGUACCAUGAAAAAAAAAUCAAUUGAUACAUUAGAGUCAGGCUUGUAACCAGCAUGAGCAAUGAGGGGCAUCAGUUUAGAAUGUGUGAAAAUUUGACUGCACAUUCCGUUACACGCGGUAAUAAAACACUUUAUUUUACCCCAUUCCAAUAAUAUGCAGAACUCUUAAUUCAAUGGGGGAUCUUCUGAUGUCCCCCUGGGUUACUGGCCUGAGUGCAGCGAUUCACUUUUCAUAUACACAAGAGCACUUAUGAAAACAUUUAAAAUCUCUCCAGAGAAAUCUUUGUAGGGCAUUUAUAUGGAAAAUGUAGAGAUUGGAAGAGUUAUCGUGGAAUAAAAAAAUAAUUUACUUGUGUAUCUAUUGCGGUUUAUGUUUUUAUGACUUUCAUGUAACAAGCAAAAUUCAAGAGGUUGAUGGCUGCAGUGAAGUGGGAGAAACUGGGGUCUUCAAGUGCAGAUUUCGAGGGGGAUAAAAAAGAAUUUAAAGCCUGUUGUCUGAAGGUUUACCAACAUGCAUGUUUUUAUGACUGAAAUAGUAGCAAUCAUCAUUUUUCUUAUACAGUAGUUAUUAUUAUUAUUACUUUUAUAUCUGUAUUACCUUUUUAUUGCCAAUGUUUAAAUUUCCAUAUUGCAAUUA